Messenger RNA from Ruditapes philippinarum (Manila clam), 1282 nucleotides. Its product is annotated as aggrecan core protein-like. The transcript has 8 exons. NCBI's taxonomy places the organism in Eukaryota, Metazoa, Mollusca, Bivalvia, Venerida, Veneridae. The record is from RefSeq and is a predicted model, not a curated record. Bases 165 to 1208 code for a protein of 347 amino acids.
UAUAAAUGACAUUUGUAAUAGGUUAGAAUAAAAUUUUUCUAUUAAAUUUUUUAUCUUAACUUUUGACCUACUUGCUAAAUGACAGUUAUUUAUCUCAUUAAUGUGAUAAUCGGAUAUAACUUUACCAACGGCACAGAGAUAGCCAGGGACAAAACAGAUUGAUCAUGGAUUAUAUAUUCAUGUUCGCAUUCAUUAUAACAUUUGUAAAUGAAGUAUCAAGUGAUUAUUUAUGUGUAUGUAGUCACCACACACAAAGAGAAAUAUACGGAACGCCUUCAGUGAAUUCAAUGCCACUGGGAUUCCUAUAUCAAGAUGAGUGCAAAGCUCUAGUAUCACAGCCGAAGUUAGACAAACAGUGGAUAGCCGUCCAGUUCUAUCAUAUGAUUGCUUACAUAGAAACAGAUGCUCUAGUAAAUAUUGUUCAGUGUCAAGGAACAAUACCAGAUGAAGACAAAGCCAGUACAAUGUUCCCACCAACCACACAGAAGCCGGGACAGACGAGUACGACAAAGCCGUCACAUGCAGUAACUACUGGGAUAUCCACUUCUAAUCCUACACAAAUGAAUUCCCACACGACAUCCGGGUUACAAUCAACAACAUAUCGCCAAACUUCACAUAGCACAUCAACAAGAAAAACAACGCAAUCAACAAUUCAUGUAACGCAUAGUCCUACUACACACCAUCAUGUUACUGUAAUACCAACUGCUGCUCAUUUCACAAUAGGUCAUUUAGAGCUUUGUCCAGCAAAUGUACGUCGGGGCUCAUUAAUUAAUGGAUUCAAACUAGGGCAAUAUAAGCACAGUUGUUACGAGGUUUGUAACACGCCAGUGUCAUGGUUCCAUGCUAAUGAAAUGUGCAAAGCUAGAAGAGGUCACCUUGCAACUCUGAGCAAUCUGAGUGAAAAUCAUUUCCUUAAUAUGUUAAUAAAACAGUAUUUUCACGGAAAAGAAUUCUGGAUCGGACUGAAUGACCUCGGUCAUGAAGAACACUUCACCUGGUCAUCUGGGGAGCAUGACUCGUAUAGAAACUGGAGACAUGGUCGCAAGAGCUCACAUCAUUCUCGGGAAGACUGUGUUGUAAUGCUAGAUAACGGCCAUUGGGAUGACAUGGAAUGCGGGUCGACUAUGGCCUUCAUGGAAUUCCUACAACCUAGACACCCAUACGUGUGUGAAUACGGUACAGUGAAUGGAGCAGCUUUAGUUGGCUGAACACAGUAAUCUUACGUGAUUCAAUUAUCUUUACCAUUGUUGUUGAAUAAAAAUGUUAAACAUACAACUAAAAA